GUUUAUCUUCUUGCUGAGUUGUGGUUUGUGUUCAUAUUGAGCUGAGUAUUUGGUAGUUUUGACAUUAAUGGCUUCUCUAUCUGAUGAAGAAAACGAAAGUGGGGUUUUCAAGGAAACCAGGGAUAGACCACCCUCACAUUAUGUGCUCAAACUCGAGUCUUUCUCACUCUUUUCUGGAAAUGGAGUGGAUCAUAUUAAGUCAAACAGCUUUCAAGUUGGAGAUCACAAAUGGAAGAUUAAAUUGUUUCCAAAGGGAAAUAAUGAGGGCAAGGAUGAUCAUGUGUCUGUAUACCUUUUGUUGGAUAGCACCAGUACUCUACCUCUUGGUCAGGGCGUCUACGCCAUUUUGAAGUUCUUUUUACUCGACCAAAUUAAAGGAGAUUAUCUAGUUGUUCAAGGGAAAGCAAGUCGUUUUGACAGCUUUAAAUGUGAAUGGGGUUUUGAUAAGUUCAUCUCUCUAGAAGAUUUUGAAGAACCUACUAAUGGUUAUCUGGUUAAUGACACUUCGUUCUUUGGAGUGGAGGUUUUCAUAUGUGAAGGCUUGCCUCUAGGUGAAUGUUACUCAAUAUCGAAAGUUGCCAAUAUAUCCGGUAAAUACAAGUGGGUGGUUACUCAAUUUUCAGGGUUGGAGUGUCAUUAUUCUGAUGUGUUUAUUAUCGGAGGUCAUAAAUGGAGGCUUUCGCUAUAUCCUGAAGGCAAAGGAAAGUAUAAAGGUCACAGUCUUUCUAUAUUUCUGGUGUCUAUGGAUUCCGUAGGUUCCACGACUGAGCACGAGGUGAAAGCACAGUUUGAGCUAGCACUUAAGGAUUAUAAACAGAAUCAUGUAAAAAAGAGAACUUCAACGUGGUUUGGUGCCUCUAAACCAGACUCCGGUUUUUAUUCCUUUAUCGAACUGACUGAGCUUAAAGAUGAUAGAAAUGGAUAUGUAGUUGCUGAUCGAUGCGCAAUUGAAGCAGAAGUUAAAGUGCUAUGUGAGGGCAGUCGCAAGACUCUGAAUUGUUAAGUAUCUCUUCUUUGGUGGUGUCAAUUAUGCUAUAUAGUUGUCGAUCAAUGCACAGUUAUGCUAUGCUGGUGGUGACUUGUUUGUUAAUUCGUAAUUAGUUUUGAUGUAUCCAUGUAUACAAUGAGCUGGGAAGUAUAACUAAAUCCACAUUUUGUCUAAAUUUGUUUCUGUUCUUUUUCUCUAUCUAUUUAACCUUUUUUUUUUGUCAUAUCUAUUUAACAUGUUUAAAUGUUAUAUUGUUUUUUUUUAUUCUUAUUGAGUUAUAUAUAUAUCUUACAAAAGAUAUAU
This is a messenger RNA of Daucus carota subsp. sativus, 1291 nucleotides long. RefSeq lists its product as uncharacterized. Bases 68 to 1003 code for a protein of 311 amino acids. NCBI's taxonomy places the organism in Eukaryota, Viridiplantae, Streptophyta, Magnoliopsida, Apiales, Apiaceae. The record is from RefSeq and is a predicted model, not a curated record. Gene Ontology annotation, molecular function: protein binding. The transcript is spliced from 6 exons.